This is a messenger RNA of Suricata suricatta (meerkat), 3776 nucleotides long. RefSeq names its product baculoviral IAP repeat containing 2 (gene BIRC2). Gene Ontology annotation, cellular component: nucleus; spindle microtubule; cytoplasm. Lineage: Eukaryota; Metazoa; Chordata; Mammalia; Carnivora; Herpestidae. Gene Ontology annotation, biological process: regulation of cell cycle; negative regulation of apoptotic process; positive regulation of protein ubiquitination. Gene Ontology annotation, molecular function: ubiquitin protein ligase activity; cysteine-type endopeptidase inhibitor activity involved in apoptotic process. The coding region runs from base 1312 to 3171 and encodes 619 amino acids. The transcript is spliced from 9 exons. The record is from RefSeq and is a predicted model, not a curated record.
GGCUCGGGACGCCGGAGCGGUGCCGGUCAGCCGCGUCUCAGGUGGGCAUCGCCGCUGGGGCUCUCUGGAGACCGCCGCGCGGUGUGUGCGAUUUUCGGCCUUGAAGAAUCGACUCCCCCCCCCCCCCACCCAUUUCUUUCCCCUCCAGUAAUAAAUCCCAUCAUGGAGGACCCUGUUAUGGAGAAACUUUAUAAAGGGAUAUAGUGUGAAUUCUAUGGAGUGUAAUUUUGUGUAUGAAUUACACUUUUAAAAUAUUAAGAGUUUUCAGAAAGAAGCGUGGUAGGGUCAGUUCCUGGUACAUGUGCACAAAUAGUCAUUCUGUUGAUGAUAUUUUGUUACCAAUUUGUGAUAACACUAGAAACCUUAAGCUGUGUCUUUAUAAGGUGAUUUUAUAUCUGAGUAUUAUAGAUAGAUAGAUGAUUUGCAUUUUAAAUGCAGUGUAAAAGUUUCUCUGGUGGAAAUUUUAUAGUUUAUUAAGAAAAUACCUUCAACUGAUCAAGCAUAAUAAAUUGGUAGGCAGAGUUGGGAAGAAAGACAACAUAAUGUUGCUGCAGGAAAUGGAAACAGAUGUAAACAAUAUUUAACAAAGGUGGAAUUAGCUUUAGGAAAAUUUCAUUUCAUUUGACAUCAUACACACUAAAACAGGCACAGGUUGACUAAAGCUUGUGGGUGUUGAUAUCCCCAGAAGUAGUUACUGAAGUUGAUGUAACCCAUUUAAGUGAAUACUGUGGUGAUAACCUAUGUGAAAUUAGCGUUUAGAUAAUAUGACUAUUAUGAAGAUUUUACUUCUUGUUUACUAGAGAAAAACAAGCUCUUUUUAAGUAUAUUAAAGUGCUUGAAAGAAAUCUCUAUAAUUUUUCCCUCUUGAAGCAUAAUCAGUAAUUGGCUUCAUAAACAAGCUUUGUGGCUUAUAACUAAAAGUAAAUUAAUGGCAUAAUUAAGGUACAUAGUACUUUAGAAUUGUGGGGAUAUCAACCUCCUUGAAAAAUCUGGCAGUUUUAACAUACUUUUAUUUGUGUGUCAGCUUCUUUCAGGCCUUUAUGUCAGUAUUAUAGCAACUAAUGAGCAGAUAGCAUUUGAGUUACCUGAGUUAAUAUCAUCGCAAACAGCACUAAAUCGUAUCGUGGUAAAUAAGGACAGAUAUUCAUCCCACCUGAGUGUAAACUCCUAUAAAUCCUUAAAGAGGGUGUAGUGAACUUUACAUAAGCAGAAGUUUAUCCUUUGAUUCUUCCUUAUGGUAAAAAGAAACUAGGGUGAAGGUUUGAGAAAUUUCCUGGGAAGGUUUUUAGUCAUCGAAAAGUGAAAUCACUCAUGCACAAAACUGCUUCCCAGAGACGUGUGCCAGGUUCUUCCUGUCAGAGAAUUAAGAGUACGAUGGGAGAUAGCACUAUCUUCACAAGUCAGACAGUCGGCAGCAAGCAGAGAAUCCAGUAUGACCUUUCCUGUGAGCUCUAUAGGAUGUCCACGUACUCCACGUUCCCCGCCGGCGUUCCCGUCUCAGAAAGGAGUCUCGCUCGGGCUGGGUUCUACUACACGGGUGUGAACGACAAGGUUAAGUGUUUCUGCUGUGGCCUGAUGCUGGACAACUGGAAACAUGGAGACAGUCCUAUUGAAAAGCAUAAACAGCUGUAUCCGAGCUGUAGCUUUAUUCACAGUCUGGUUUCUCUCACGAGUCUGGAAUCCACCUCUAAGAAUACUUCUCCAGUGAGAAACAGUUUUUCAUAUUCGUUGUCUCCCACUAUGGAACAUGGUGGCUCAUUCAGUGGUUCUCAUUCCAACCUUUCUCCAAACCCUGUGAAUGCUAGAGCCCUUGAAGAUGUCCCCCCAUUGAGGACUAACCCCUACAGUUACGCGAUGAGUACUGAAGAAGCCCGAUUUCUGACUUACCACAUGUGGCCGUUAACCUUCUUGUCACCCUUGGAAUUGGCGAGAGCCGGCUUCUAUUACAUAGGACCUGGGGACAAGGUGGCCUGCUUCGCCUGCGGUGGCACCCUAAGCAACUGGGAGCCGAAGGAUGACGCUCUGUCAGAGCAUCGGAGACAUUUUCCCAACUGCCCGUUUCUGGAAAAUUCUCUGGAGUCGCUGAGGUUUAGCAUUUCAAACCUCAGCAUGCAGACGCACGCAGCUCGGCUGAGAACGUUUGUGUGCUGGCCAUUGAACGUCCCGGUCCAGCCCGAGCAGCUCGCCAGUGCCGGCUUCUAUUACGUGGGUCGCAAUGAUGAUGUCAAAUGCUUUUGUUGUGACGGUGGCUUAAGAUGUUGGGAAUCUGGAGACGACCCGUGGGUGGAGCACGCCAAGUGGUUUCCAAGGUGUGAGUUUUUGAUCCGUAUGAAAGGGCAAGAGUUUGUUGAUGAGAUUCAAGCUCGAUACCCUCACCUUCUUGAGCAGCUCUUGUCAACUUCGGAUGCUUCUGGAGAUGAAAAUACUGAUCCACCAAUUGUUCGUUUUGGGCCUGGAGAAAGUUCCUCUGAAGACGCCGUCAUGAUGAGCACACCCGUGGUGAAAGCGGCCUUGGAGAUGGGCUUCAGUAGAAGCCUGGUGACGCAGACCGUUCAGAGUAAGAUCCUGACGAGCGGGGAGAAUUACAAAACGGUCAGUGAUCUUGUGUUGGCGCUUCUUGAUGCUGAAGAUGAGACCAGAGAAGAAGAAAAGGAAAGACAAACUGAAGAGCUGGCAUCAGAUGAUUUGUCAUUAAUUCGGAGGAAUAGAAUGGCUCUUUUUCAACAGUUGACGUGUGUGCUUCCUAUCCUGGAUAAUCUUUUAAAGGCCAAUGUAAUUAAUAAACAGGAACAUGAUAUUAUUAAACAAAAAACACAGAUACCUUUGCAAGCAAGAGAACUGAUUGAUACCGUUUUAGUUAAAGGAAAUGCUGCUGCCAACAUCUUCAAAACCUGUUUAAAAGAAAUUGAUCCUACAUUAUAUAAGAACUUAUUUGUGGACAAGAACAUGAAGUAUAUUCCAACAGAAGAUGUUUCAGGUCUGUCUCUGGAGGAGCAGCUGCGGAGGCUGCAGGAGGAACGGACCUGUAAAGUGUGCAUGGACCGAGAAGUGUCCGUCGUGUUCAUCCCCUGCGGCCACCUGGUGGUGUGCAGAGACUGCGCCCCUGCGCUCCGGAAGUGCCCUAUUUGCCGGGGCACGAUCAAGGGCACCGUCCGGACCUUUCUCUCAUAAGAAAGAAAAACUGUAUGUUAGCUUUACGUAGAAAAGUCGUGAAAACAUUGUUGAGCAUUUGAAGUCAUCUGAAGUAUACCAAGAAUGAUUGUUCUUGAAUUAUGACACUUGUGCUGUAUUCUGCUUUGGUACUAGUGAUCUUGUUUCCAAAAGUAGAUCAUCUGCCCUAUUUAAUGUUAGUCUUUGUUGCGACGAAAGGGGGGGGGGGUGUCGGUUUGGCGCGCCCUGGUGUGCACUCGUGCGAGCACAGGCGGGGACUCAGCCGGGGUCCCUUCAGCAGGGCCUGGUGUUGGUGUUCUUUCUGGAAGCUUUGAGUGCUGUGUGAACUCUGGAGUUUCCCCAAAUUCUGGUGCCAAAUUCUUGUUUUUUUUCACUUGUGUUUCGAAAUAAGGAUUUUUUUCUUAUUGGUAUAUAAGCUUUUUCUUGAUUUGUGAAAAACAUCUUAAUAAAGUUCUUUUAAAAGACUGCACCAUCAUUUUUUUUCCUCCUGACUUAAAAAGUAUUUUCUGUAUGCCUUAGAUUUAAAUGUUAAUAAUGUAUGUAAAUGUAGUGCCCAUAAGCACACAAAUGUUAGCCAUUAAAUAAAAAUUUGAAUUUAUGAAACA